CACACACACACACACACACACACACACACACACACACACACACACACACACACACACACACACACACACCCUCACUCUCCCUCACUCUCACGUUGAAGCUGCCUGCAGCUGCAAAACAUCCAGAGACCACAGAGAGACCACAACAACAGCCGGACCUCAGACGCUGGUGUCCCCUCAUCUACACCGAGUUACAUUCAGAAAGGACCCAGCAGGAAAAACACACCGUCCUCUGCAACUUGCACCAACAAAGGAAUCUAAGGCUUUAUUGAAAAUAUAAAGCCACUGGGGAAGACUUUUAUCUACUUUCUAUUUGCUCUGGUGAUCCUUCUUGUGUCGUGCCACUAUGUCCGAGGUGCUGCCAUACAACGAGGGGAAAAUGAGCGGCUACGGGGCGGACAGCGAGGUCAGUCAGAUGUCCUUUAGCUGCGGACUGCAGGACACGAGCGCCUUUUUCGCAGGGUCGCAGGCGAAAAGACCCCCAAAGCUUGGACAAAUCGGAAGAGCCAAGCGAGUGGUCAUCGAGGAUGACCGAAUAGACGAGGUCCUGAAGGGGAUGUCAGACAAGUCUGAUCCCGGCGUUUAAACACGAGCGAGUCUUGCAGACUUUUUAUUUUUGAUCACCGAUUUGAAGCACUUGUCGGCUGUGCAUGUUCGAGGAUUGCAGGAGAAUAACGACGGCACGAAGCGAGGAUGGAGUGACUGACGAACGGCAAUGAAAAGAGCAGAACGGGGGGAAAAUGGAGAAGGAUGAAGGUUGAUAAAUGAAGAUGACAGAUGAUGAAAUAAAGAGAAGGAGAGGGAGAGACUCUGGAAAAGACCAAGAUGUAUCAUGGGAUUGCUGGCAAUUCUCCAAACGAAUCCCGAUUUUAAGUACUGCUGCGCAGCGAGGUGUUGAGAUGGCGGACUCCGCUCUGUAUCUAACCUCUGCUGACUUUAAUGAUGGAUGAACUUGUCAUUACUUCACGACCAUCUAUUUUUCCUUUCCAACAGCGUUGUAAGCAACACAAUACUGCAACUGGAGACUGAAGCUAAAUCCCAGCCCUAUUUCAAUAAGUUGUACUGUAGGUAGGCUAAGCUCUCAGACGUCCCCCUUCCUCCCCCCUCCCCCUCCUUUAGGCUUUGCUUUGUUGAUUCAGUAAGCGACGGUGCAUUCAAGGGAGCUGUCCUUUCAGCACUGAUCCAAUGCAUUCCUGUUGCUGCUAACGCUUUUUAAAAACAGACCAACCAAACUCUCGAGUCUGCUAAAUAGAGGAGACACAUUGUAUGUAAAAAAAAACAUAUAUCCGAGGACGGUGCAAUGUUAAUAUAUUCUGUAGUAGAAGCCCUGCUUGUUUUGGCCCUUAAAGAACAUUAGGCCACUGAUUAAACCUGAACCACAGGCUACACGUUCUUCUUCUUCUUCUUCUUCUUCUUCUUCUUCUUCUUCUUCUUCUUCUUCUUCUUCUUCUUCUUCUUCUUCUUCUUCUUCUUCUUCUUCUUCUUCUUCUUCUUCCAUUACCCAUCAGUGGUUAAGGGUGCAGCUUGGCACCUUCAUGUAGCUGAUUUAGACCUGCACAUAUCUCUUGUUCCCUUGUUUUUGCAUUCUCAAAUGCUCCGAUAACUACAGAGGCCAGCACAGAUUAUAUAAAAUGUUUAGAAAAGUCAUGAAAUUGAUGGGAAAAAAAAUUAUGCUUUCAAAAAUGUGUUUAUUUUUUAAUUCGCAGUUAUUUGUGUACCCUCUACUAUACGUUUUUUCUCCAUCUAUUUGCAUGAACUUUCACUACUCUUACCCUGGCACGCUUCUUUUUUGACAAAAGUCAUAUUUGUAUUUUUAUAUCUAAAUAUUUGUUAUUUAAAUGAUAUGCUAGUCUAUCGUCUUACAAUUCAUCAACACAAAUAUUUCUACUUCAGAGAGGAUAUACAGGAUGAGACUAGGCUUCAUGGAGGUGAAGCUAAGGUUUUGGUGGACUGGUCUCAUUCUAUAUCACCAGUCGGGCGUUUUUUAAAGACUAACUGAAUGUGUCUGGGGUUUUGCACACAUCAAUGUUAAACUAUUAUUAAGAAAUCGUAUACUGUGACUUGAGCUUCGUUGAUGAAUUUGUUAGAAAAUUGCAGUUUUAGAGUAUAUUGCACUGUUUACGAGUAUCCUCAAAUAACCAGUGUUAUUUGAACCAUUUUGGACAUUACAGUUUUAGUUUUUUUAUUUUGUUUAUUUUGUACCAUUAUUUUAAAGAAACUGGAUAUGGUUUGUUGUGCAUGAAACCUUAAUAUUUUCAAAAAUGAAACAUCAUUUUCUGAAGCAAAAAAGCAACAAAAAUGUCAUGACAUUCUAAGAAUGAGUCAUUGUAUAUUAUGAUGCCAUUUUCACAGUAUUUGGUGAAUUAAUAAAUGGUGAAAGAACAUGUAAAUGUGUUUCUUUGGAAUGACAUUUGUCCCAAGACAAUUUUUUUUUUGUUUCACUAACAAUUCAAAAGAAGAUGACAAACAAUACACUCAACAUCAGAGUGGCCUGGGCCGGGAAAAAGCCAAUGGGAGCACAGUGACGAUCAAAAAAAUAAAAGGGAGAGAACACAAGUGUGGUUGUAGUAUCAAAAAGCAAAAGUCCUCUUUGUAGCCUUUGAAGCCAGUCGCCAUGAUCUCAGUGACAGUAAAUACUGAUCCUUAAUUAAAGGAGGAAGAGCGAUCCAUCUGUUAAGCUGUUAAACAGCUCGAUGUCGGCCUACACUAGUGAAUUUAUCGCACCACAGAGCCCUGGGGAGCCAUGACUGACCACAUGAUCAUCUAUCAGAGUGUAGAUGUGCAGCGUCCUCGUACAGUAGCUCUCACACAGAGAUUGUAGCAGGCCAAACACUCGUUUGGCUGGUUCAUCAACACAAACCUACUGUACAGUAUGUCAUGCAACAAAACCAAAAAAAACUCAGCAUGCUGUGUGGUUUAUUUUUUCCAAUAUACUGUCACACAAUGGCAAAACCCAAACAUUUAAACCAUUUAUAAUUUAUCCCUUUUUGUUGGCUUUUUGCUUGCUAGUUUCCACAAAUUGUCUUUCACAAUAAACUUGGAAUCAAGGUGUUAUCUUGUUUAGGCUUGUGUAAAAUAUAAUAACAGUCAAACUAACAAACUGUACACAUAAAUAAUCUGCUUUGUAUUUUUUUAUCAAAUCAAAAUUUCCGUUUUUUUAUAUUAGGUGAGCAACUUCCUAACUCCUUUUCUUAAAACCUUAACAGAUCUGUAUUCUGAUGUGGAGUCUGGUGGAAGGAAAGGUGGAGAAUACUGCACUACAUUGUUUGCCAACAGUGUCAGUCAGGAAAUUGUGCCAGUGAAAAUCAACCUUCUUCCACCUGUGGUACACAAACCUGCAGGCCAUCGAGAACUCACUAGAAAUUAAUUUCCUUGUAAUCUCAAUGCAGAACUUUCCUGGAAAUCAUCCCACAGAUAUGAUUUUCAGUCUCAUUUGUGUAUCUCAUGUGUUUGGAAUAACUAUCUAUCUAUAAAAAGCUACAUGUUGUGACAAUG
This is a messenger RNA of Notothenia coriiceps (black rockcod), 3492 nucleotides long. RefSeq names its product calcium/calmodulin-dependent protein kinase II inhibitor 2a (gene camk2n2a). Gene Ontology annotation, molecular function: protein kinase binding; calcium-dependent protein kinase inhibitor activity. NCBI's taxonomy places the organism in Eukaryota, Metazoa, Chordata, Actinopteri, Perciformes, Nototheniidae. The transcript is spliced from 2 exons. Bases 344 to 583 code for a protein of 79 amino acids. The record is from RefSeq and is a predicted model, not a curated record. Gene Ontology annotation, biological process: negative regulation of protein kinase activity.